AUGGCCUUGCAAUUCGUUGGAUUGAUAAUUGCACUGAUUGUUAUCGACGGCACGUCCGGGAGGGUGCAACGUUUUUUCAUUACGGGACGUCUUGUUUGCGGCACACGACCAAGCGCAGAACAACUGAUUACCCUUUAUGAUUAUGAUACAUUUAGCCGUGAUGAUAAGAUGGGCGUGAGCACUAGUGAUAAGGAUGGCAAAUUCAAGGUGUUCGGUCAAGAAGAUGAGGUCUUUGCGGUCGAGCCCUUCAUUACCAUCACACACGACUGUGAGGGGACUUCCCAUGACGGCAAAGUGGGAAAUGUAUACAUGUUGACCGAUAUGAAGUGCCAGUUGGUAAUGCGAACAGAAGAUUCGAUUAGUAGCAAUGUUGCAGGAAUGCAAAUACGUUGA
Messenger RNA from Anisakis simplex (herring worm), 393 nucleotides. The record is from the annotation of a GenBank genome assembly. Lineage: Eukaryota; Metazoa; Nematoda; Chromadorea; Rhabditida; Anisakidae.